Spea bombifrons (plains spadefoot toad) is the source of this 1480-nucleotide messenger RNA. RefSeq names its product yippee like 1 (gene YPEL1). The coding region runs from base 325 to 684 and encodes 119 amino acids. The record is from RefSeq and is a predicted model, not a curated record. Lineage: Eukaryota; Metazoa; Chordata; Amphibia; Anura; Pelobatidae. The transcript is spliced from 5 exons.
CCCUGUAAACCGCCGUGGACCGUCUUCUAGUCAGAAACAAAACAAAAGCGGCGGGACGCGGUGGAGAUGAUGGUGAGACGUUACUGAAGUGUGGGCCGCCUGGAGAAUGAGCGGCGUGGACCCAGACAGAGGCACGAGAGAAGAACGGUACAGCAGCACCGAGUUGACUUUCUCCUCUGUUGUCUGUGUGGGUCGUGCCACACACUCCCUAAACCAACAACGGCUUUUGCUUGCAUUUUCCAGUGUUUCUUUUGUCAGCGAGUGCAGCAGAGUUGCAAUUCUUCUAGUGCCAGCCCCGAGCUGAGUGAAGAUCCGCCGUCCGACAUGGUGAAGAUGACAAAAUCGAAAACGUUCCAGGCUUACCUGCCAAACUGUCACAGAACUUACAGCUGCAUCCACUGUAGAGCACACUUAGCCAACCACGAUGAAUUGAUAUCCAAGUCAUUUCAGGGAAGUCAAGGCAGAGCCUACCUCUUUAAUUCUGUGGUGAAUGUUGGCUGUGGCCCGGCAGAAGAGCGAGUCCUCCUUACUGGGCUACAUGCUGUGGCUGAUAUAUACUGUGAGAACUGCAAAACCACACUUGGCUGGAAAUAUGAACAUGCCUUUGAGAGCAGUCAGAAGUACAAGGAAGGGAAGUUCAUCAUUGAACUGGCCCACAUGAUAAAGGACAAUGGCUGGGAGUGAACUCCAAGCACUGCCCUACUUCAGUUUGCAUCUACAUGAAAUAUUCUUUAGACAAUGAUAAACUGAAUCCAUGGACUUGAUGUUGGGCAACUAAGAAUAUAACUGAACUUUUAUAUAUAUAUAUGUAUAAAAUGAAAAUAACCUCACGGACUGGUAGAGUAGCUGAUGGGCUCUGUGGUUGGAUUUACCACUCCGCAAACCCUCAGUACUUCCUCUCCUUUUUUUUUUUUUUUUUUUUAAACCACUUUUUGUCUCGUCGUAAACGUAUUCUUAUGUGAACGGCUAUUAUUUUCCCAGUUGCUGCUGCAGGAAUCCGCAACACGUUGGAACGUUUUUCUUUCCUCCCCAUUUCUAAAACCCUUUUUUCUAAACUCGCGUCCAAGAGACAUAAUGUGAAUUUCUCUGAUGGCUUGCAGUUCCAGUCCUUGUGCAUGCCUAUAAUCUACAUCCUCUCCCUCCUUAUUCUAUACCAUGUUUAAAUGUGGAGAGGUUCACAUGCAUUUGUGAGAGAACGCGCUUUUUUUUUUUUUUUUUAAAUACUCCUGGUUACCUGGUUCACGCUGCAGUGCAGUGCGUUCUAUGAAUUUGGCUGAAGAGGAUAGGAUUUCUGCUUGGAAGGCAAAGAAGAAAAAGAUAAGUAAAUGUAUGUUCAAGGCCUUCACAAGAAGUGCAUCACUUAAAUUUCUUUGCUGCUGGAAGGAUCAUUUUGCCUAAAUACAAAGAUGCGGUUAUCCCGCCACCUUCUAGCCACGUAAUCCUGGUUUACACAAGAAGAGAGUCUGUGACUCCAUCCCAA